AUGAUUGCAAUCCGCGUGAUAAUUUGUUUAUUCGUUUCGUUUGUCGCUACGGUUCAAUCCAGUGCUAAGUAUGUAAGCUCUUCGUGCAUUUCUCAAGCCUCGUUAUACCAGUUUGGAUGUACUAGUAAUAAAAAAACUGUAAGUUGUUACUGUAAAAAUAUCAACUGGCUCGGCUCCGUCACUGCAUGUGUCUAUGAAAACUCCAAAUACAAUAAGACACUCGACAGUGCCUUGAUGAAAAUCGCUGCUCAAUGUUCGAGUAACAAAUCCUACACUUUGGACGACAUGAAGAAAAUUUAUUUAAACGCCUCCAUGUAUUUGAGAGCCCCUGCGAAAACAGAUAUGAAGGUUCUCGUUAAUCAACCUCUAAAGGCAAACGAGACAGCCUAUCAUUAUUACUAUAAAACAAGUUAUCUUAGUUAUCUCGGUCGAAUUCGUUCUCAAUGGUUCGGUUGGGGUCUCGUCUUCUUUUGGACAGCCGUGCUUACUAUCGCUACUAUUCUCAAUGUUAUGAAAAAGGUAUUUGGCAAAAGCAUUAUGCCAAACUCUGUCAAAAAAUCACUAAUUUAUCCCU
This is a messenger RNA of Saccharomyces eubayanus, 574 nucleotides long. RefSeq names its product CFEM domain-containing protein. The transcript has a single exon. The annotation marks the transcript as partial. Lineage: Eukaryota; Fungi; Ascomycota; Saccharomycetes; Saccharomycetales; Saccharomycetaceae. The record is from RefSeq and is a predicted model, not a curated record.